AAAAAAACCUAAUUGGAUGGGGGAUAUUGUUUGGAAUGGUCUUUUGGAGAAGUGGAACAUGCCACUGUAUAGACAAAAAUGUGAAACGGCCAAAAAAAACAGGACAUCUGACAAGGGUGGUUGUUUGCACACUAGGGGUUCCAUUAGCGUGCAUGAACAUGCAAUUCGUCUGUCACAGGAGCUUGGUCGUUCAGUGCAUGUUGAUGAAAUAUUUCAGCAGACACAUAUUCGAGCAUCAACAGGAGAAUUUGUCGAUGAAAGGUCUAGGCGGACACAUGAAGAGUUUGAAGCAAAAUUUUCUCAAAUAAGAUCUGAGACAGCAUCUGUUGGUGCUUCAACAAGUGCUCCCCUAGACCCUGCAGAUGAGGAAAGAUUGAGGAACCAAUGUUGGUUGGACGUUGCUGGUGGAAGGUACAAGGGACGCGUAUACGGCAUCGGAAAUGUCAGUGCUCAAGAUGACUGUGUUGAUAGUUACAUACAACAGACACAAGCAUCUUCUUCUCAGCAACCGAUGGUAGAGGACAUUUUUAACCUCCACACACGAGUAUCAACCCAUGAUGACCAACUUCGACAGAUGAACUCUCAAUUGCAAGGCUUUAUUGGCGUCAUAAUGCAGUACCUUCCGCCUCCUGCAGUCGCAAUUGCACAACAAUUUUUUCAAUCCCAAAAUCAGCCACAACCUAAUGUUCAACCACAGCAACCACAGCAACCACAGCAACCACAACAACCACAGCAACCACAGCAACCACAACAAGCACAGCAACCAACAGAUCAACCACAAGAUGAUAAUGUUUAUGGAGAUUAUUAGUUAUAUUCUUAGAAGUAGGGCAUCUAUGACUCAA
Molecule: messenger RNA, 842 nt
Organism: Vigna angularis (adzuki bean)
Lineage: Eukaryota; Viridiplantae; Streptophyta; Magnoliopsida; Fabales; Fabaceae
Exons: 3
Coding region: 17-808 (263 amino acids)
Source: RefSeq, a predicted model, not a curated record